CUCUGUUCCUCUAAACUGAAGACUCGCAGAAGCAGCCUGGAUCUCCAGAAGCUCUCUCCCCAUCCCUCUGGACCCAGGAUUCUUACCACAGGGCUUUGUUCCAGUUUCUAGAAAAGGAAACGAUGGAGUCCCAGGGCUCGGAGGUGCGCUUGAGCCGGGUCCAGCUCAACAUGGAGGGCGCUCUGACGGCACGAGACCGGGUCGGGAUCCAGGACUUCGUGCUGCUCGACUCCUACACCAGCGAGUCAGCCUUCCUGGACAACCUGAGGAAACGCUUCCGAGAGAACCUCAUCUACACGUACAUAGGCACCCUGCUGGUCUCCGUUAACCCCUACAAGGACCUGGAGAUCUACACCCCCAAACAGAUGGAAAUCUACAUGGGGGUCAACUUCUUUGAGCUGCCUCCCCACCUCUAUGCCCUGGCUGACAAUGCCUACCGCACCAUGCUGACGGAGUACAACAACCACUUCAUCCUGAUCUCUGGGGAGAGCGGGGCGGGCAAGACCGAGGCCUCUAAGAAGAUCCUGCAGUACUACGCUGUGACCUGCCCCUGCACAGAACAGCUCCAGACUGUGCGGGACCGCCUGCUGCUGUCCAACCCUGUCCUCGAGGCUUUUGGGAAUGCCAAGACUCUGCGGAAUGACAACUCCAGCCGCUUCGGGAAGUACAUGGACAUCCAGUUUGAUUUCAAGGGGGCGGCAGUGGGUGGACACAUCUUGAGCUACCUGCUGGAGAAGUCGCGCGUCGUCCACCAGAACCACGGAGAGAGGAACUUCCACAUCUUCUACCAGCUGGUGGAGGGGGGCGAAGAGGAGCUGCUGCGCUGGCUGGGGCUGGAGCGCAACUGCCAGCACUACAGCUACCUGGUGCAGGGUGAAUGUGCCAAAGUGAGCUCCAUCAACGACAAGAGUAACUGGAGGACAGUGCGUAAAGCCCUCUCCGUCAUUGACUUCAACGAAAACGACAUUGAGCACCUUUUUGGGAUCAUUGCCAGUGUCCUUCACCUGGGAAACAUUCAGUACGAUGCAGACAAUAAGGGAUCCGCCGUUAUUGGUAACAACGCAGAGGUGCGGUGGAUUUCAAAGUUGUUGGGGGUGUCGGUGUUGGUGCUACAGGAAGCUCUCACUCACAGGAAGAUAGAAACCAGGGCAGAGGAGGUUCUAAGCCCUUUGAAUGUAGAUCAGGCCUACUAUGCCAGAGACGCUUUGGCCAAAGCAAUCUAUGGACGGACGUUUACGUGGCUGGUCAACAAGAUCAAUGAGUCUCUGGCGAACCAGGAUCCCAGCAGGAAGACAGUGAUAGGGUUGCUUGACAUUUAUGGCUUUGAAGUGUUCUAUAUAAACAGUUUCGAACAGUUCUGUAUAAACUACUGCAACGAGAAGCUGCAGCAGCUCUUCAUCCAGCUCACCCUGAAGUCAGAGCAAGAGGAGUAUGAGACGGAGGGCAUCGAGUGGGAGCCAGUGCAGUACUUCAACAACAAGAUCAUCUGUGACCUGGUGGAGGAGAAAUACAGAGGCAUCAUCUCAGUCCUGGACGAGGAGUGCCUGAGACUGGGGGGGGCCACGGACCUGACAUUCCUGGAGAAGCUGGAGGAGACGGUGGGGAAUCACCCCCACUUCGUGACGCACAAGCUGGCGAAUCAGAAGACACGCAAGACCCUAGAGCGAGGAGACUUCAGGCUGCUACACUACGCUGGGGAGGUCACCUACUGCGUCAUUGGAUUUCUGGACAAAAACAACGAUCUCUUGUACAGAAAUAUCAAAGAGGUGAUGUGCAAAUCCCGCAAUCUCAUCGUCAAGCAGUGCUUUAUGCCCUCGGAGCUGGACAGCAGGAAGAGACCCGAGACGGUUGCCACCCAGUUCAAGAGCAGCUUGGUGGGGCUGAUUAAAAUCCUCACGGCCAAGGAGCCCUCCUACGUGCGGUGUCUGAAACCCAACGAUGGCAAGCAGGCAGGACGGUUUGAUGACGUGCUGGUUCGGCACCAGGUGAAGUAUCUGGGUCUGAUGGAACACCUGCGGGUCAGACGGGCUGGCUUUGCAUACCGGCGGCGGUACGAGAUCUUUCUGCAGAGGUACAAGUCUCUGUGCCCCGAUACCUGGCCGCACUGGCGAGGCCCGCCUGCAGAGGGCAUCGAGAGGCUGGUCAAGUACAUUGGCUACAAACCAGACGAGUACAAGCUGGGCAGAACGAAGAUAUUUAUCCGAUACCCCAGGACGCUUUUCGCCACCGAAGAUGCAUUUCAGAUCUGCAAGAAUGAGCUGGCCACGAAGAUUCAAGCCAAGUAUAAAGGGUACAGGGUGAAGGGGGAGUACCACAAGCAGAAACAAGCAGCCAUCAAGAUCGAGACGUGUUUUAGAGGAGUGCUGGCCAGGAGGAACCGCAAGAAGAGGGAGUGGGCCGUCAUCACCAUUAAAAAGUUUAUAAAAGGUUUCAUGUACAGGAACCAGCCUCUCUGUGAUGAGAACGCGGAGUAUUUAAACUUCGUGCGAUACAACUACCUGACGAGACUGAGAGAGCACCUCCCCAAACACGUCCUGGACAAGACCUGGCUCAAGCCUCCGGCCGUCAUGGAGACGACCUCAGAGAUGCUGCGUAAGAUCUGCUAUCGAACCAUGGUCCGGAGGUACGUCAGGGGGGUCAGCGCCCCGCGCAAAGCACAGCUGCAGCUGAAAGUGGUGACCAGCGCAAUAUUUAAAGGGAAGAAAGAGGGCUAUCCACAGACAGUGCCCAAACCUUUCAUUGACACCAGACUCAGUGAACAGGAAAUAAACAUGAAGGUUUUGCAGAUGAUUCGAAACGAGAGGAUCAAGUACGGCACUCCGGUAGUGAAGUAUGACAGGAACGGGUACAAGCCCCGGCCGCGGCAGCUCGUUCUCACCCAGGGGGCAGCGUACAUGGUAGAGGAAGCCAAGAUCAAACAGCGAGUGGAGUACGCCACACUGAAGGGUGUGUCUGUCAGCAGUCUGAGUGACGGGGUGUUCGUAAUUCACGUCCCUUGCGAGGAAAACAAACAGAAAGGCGAUGUGAUCCUGCAGUGUGAUCACGUGUUUGAGACUGUGACAAAGCUGUGUGUGUUGGCCAACAAACAAAACUCCGUAAAGGUAGUUCAGGGCAGCAUGAAGUUCACCAUCCAGCCUGGGAAGGAAGGCAUUAUUGACUUCAGCACUGGGCAGGAGCCAAUGGUCUACAAGGCAAAGAAUGGGCAUCUGAUGGUGGUAUCUCCAAGAACAAAGUCUCGAUGACCUGUUAUGAGUCUGCUUUUCUGAACAUAUCUUGGACUGAGUGUACAGAGGUGCUGCGUGUUAUACACUCUGUGUUCUUCUCUCUAUGCUUUCAUUCUUACAGAGUACAAAUAAGCAGUGCUUUUAGAACAGGAGUCCUUAAUUGGCAUCAUCUCUUAUUCCGUUAAAAUAAAACGGCCCACCCCUAUAGAAAACAGUGGGAGAGCAGCGUCUGAUUGUUGUAUAAUUGAAGAUAUAAAAUAGGACAACUAUUAGUACUCUGUAUGUAUACCACAAAACACAGAAUGCAUUGCAACAAUUACUUAAAAUUAAAAAUAAGGGCUGUACCAAAAAUAGAUACUUUUUAAAACCAAUUAGUGCAUUUGGCACUGCCUUCUACACAGCUACGCUGUUAAUAUUGUCUGAACUUUAAAUACCAGUACCUGCUUGAACCUACAGCUUUCUGCAGUGCAUCCCAGAACGGUCUGAAUUGGAGGUGUAGAAGAUUAUUGUGAACUAGCUCACUGUUUUAAUUAGCUGGUGCUGAUUUCUGCUGUUCUUAAGUUUUCCUCCUGUAUGUGGCCAGAAGAGACUCAUUCCACAAGCUUGCCUGAAUUACUUUGUUGGACAUUGCUCA
Messenger RNA from Acipenser ruthenus (sterlet), 3858 nucleotides. RefSeq names its product unconventional myosin-Ih-like. The record is from RefSeq and is a predicted model, not a curated record. The coding region runs from base 123 to 3242 and encodes 1039 amino acids. NCBI's taxonomy places the organism in Eukaryota, Metazoa, Chordata, Actinopteri, Acipenseriformes, Acipenseridae. The transcript is spliced from 31 exons. Gene Ontology annotation, cellular component: plasma membrane; myosin complex; actin cytoskeleton. Gene Ontology annotation, biological process: vesicle transport along actin filament; actin filament organization. Gene Ontology annotation, molecular function: actin filament binding; microfilament motor activity; ATP binding.